Molecule: messenger RNA, 483 nt
Organism: Acanthoscelides obtectus
Lineage: Eukaryota; Metazoa; Arthropoda; Insecta; Coleoptera; Chrysomelidae
Source: the annotation of a GenBank genome assembly
AUGGCUUACAAAUAUGUGGCAUUUAUGCUGCUAGUCCUAACAACCUGUGAAGGUUACGGCAACCGAAGGCAAAGGAAAAGUCAAGCCUUCUCGCCCAUAACAUCAUCGAAAAUCUCGCACAAGCCGAACAUCAUCUUGAUCUUGACUGACGAUCAAGACGUGGAGUUGGGAUCAUUAAACUUCAUGCCAAAGACGAUGAGGAACAUAAGGGACCAAGGUGCCGAGUUCAGGCACGCUUACGUCACCACGCCCAUGUGCUGCCCUUCAAGGUCAUCACUGCUUACUGGGAUGUAUGUGCACAAUCACCACGUGUACACCAACAACGACAACUGCUCCAGUGCCCAAUGGCAAGCGACUUAUGAGACGAGGACUUUUGCGACGUACCUUUCCAACGCUGGAUACAGAACUGGUAAGUUUCUAUUUUUUCUAUUAUACAGGGUGUUCAAAUAUGGGGCAAACAUUCAAGGGGUUGGGCUAUUCUAA